Messenger RNA from Malus domestica (apple), 744 nucleotides. RefSeq names its product DNA-directed RNA polymerase II subunit 4-like. Gene Ontology annotation, cellular component: RNA polymerase II, core complex. The record is from RefSeq and is a predicted model, not a curated record. Lineage: Eukaryota; Viridiplantae; Streptophyta; Magnoliopsida; Rosales; Rosaceae. Gene Ontology annotation, biological process: transcription initiation at RNA polymerase II promoter. Gene Ontology annotation, molecular function: translation initiation factor binding; nucleotide binding.
GAAAGCCAGAAUUCAAUUCCUCAUUAGGGAUUUGCUUACGUUCAAGAGAGCAUAUCUAAUUGGGGUCAGAUUGAUAGCUCUCUUAAAAAUGCUAAGAGCAGAAGAUGAAGACGCUUCAGAACUCAAACUUGGAGACGGGUAAUAUCCGGUCGUGAUUUGAUUUGCGUUGGGAAUAAUUGAUUAGUAACGAUGAGGUUGGGGUUGUCAGAUUUUUUGAAGGCAAAGUGUCUAAUGAAUAGUGAGGUUGCCAUUCUUCUUGAGCAUAGAUGUGAUCAGAUGAAGCAUAUGUCCGGCGAAUCAAUGCACCAACUUCCCCAAGUGUUGGAGAAAUCACUGCAGUAUGUUAAGCGCUUUAGUCGCUUCACGAAUCAGGGCUCUGUGAAGCAAGUUCGAGAAGUUCUCAGUAGAUACCAGUUGGCUGAAUUCGAGCUUGCUGUGAUUGGAAAUCUUUGUCCUGAAACUGUGGAGGAAGCCAAGGCAGUUGUGCCUUCUCUCAAGACGAAAGGACGUGGGCACGACGAUGAAGCCAUUGACAGACUGUUGAAUGACCUAAUGAUGAUUAAAAAGUUUGAGUGAAUAUUAUGCUUCACUGUUUUGGUGAUUUGAUUUUCUCAUCUCUUGGUGAAUACUAUGCUUAUUUCUACUUCAAGUUCAAAUCGAUCCACAAUAAGUAGUUAAUUUCUCUCUUCAAAAUGCACAAACUUGGAUAAUUAACCUAGGCUACCAGUCAACAAUUUUUUGUUA